AUGGCGCUGAUAGUCUCUUGCAGCCCCUAUGCAACCACACAGAUGGUAUCGCUGGAAGUUGGACCAGAAGCAACACGCUUCCUCGUUCAUGACAGUGUCUUGAGCCGUAGCGAGGUUCUUGCCGCAAAGUCCUAUCCAUUGGCCUUCGUCAAGCAAUCCGUACUUCUCCCGGAGCUGGAUCUGAAUACAGCGCACACUCUUGUACACUACCUGUAUACCGGUAAAUACCAGAGUCUCAACACACUGGCAUCAUCCGACAAAGUCAUCCCGGAAGUCUACAAGCUGGGCGCAGGUGUAUACUGUGCUGCCGCUCGCUACAAGCUACCCGGUCUUGCUGAGCUUGCCCAGAACAAGAUGAAGUCUCUCGACGAAGAGAUGAGCAUCUUCGAUAUCCUUACCGUAGCGAGGGACCACGCAUUCCCUCUGCUGCCGGAAGAUGAUCUAUGGUAUCCGAGCUAUGUUGAACAGUCGCUCAACAAUGCCAUGGCCGACGAUCCAGAGCCGUUCCGAAAGCCGGACUUCAUUACGACGGUGGAGGGUAAUAGCAGGCUUCUACAGCUCGUCUGGAAGACUGUGAUGAGUAACUACGCUCGAGCGCCGGCGACACCGGUGGUCAAUAAUGAAGAAGCGUCCACUCCAACAGCUGAGAUCGUGCCGGAGCUACAUGAGCCGACCGGUGUUGAAGACGCUGUUUCUGCGACUGCGCCGACUAAGAAGGAAGAGGUAGAAGAACCCGCAACGAAACCGGUCUCGGCGCCUGCACCAAAGGAUGUCGUAGAUGAAGCACCAAUCAUAAAAGACGCAAUAGUAUCGAAGCUCACUGAAGAAGUCGCUCCGAAGCUUGAAGAACCUCAGGUAGAGCAAAAGCCAGCAACGCUCGAGCCCUUCACAGACGAGCUGGACUUCAAGUCCUCAAAGACGUACCAGCAGAUGGGGAACAGGAAGCCGGAACCAGUCAGUACAAGUGACAAAGUCCCAGAGACGAACGAAGCACCGCUUCACGUGCGCUCAGACUCGGUGAUGCAGGUCGAGCAGCCCUCGAUAACUCCUGUCGAUGCGGAGACGAAGACCGAUGGUGUUGCGCAAGCAGAAGAAGGGACUGAGCGAGCAUUGGCCGAGCUAGGAGAUCUGAAAGCACCUGUAGCGCCAGAAAGUAAGAAGAGCAAGAAGAAGGCUAAGAAGGCAAAGUUGGCUGCUAUGGAGUAG
Molecule: messenger RNA, 1206 nt
Organism: Alternaria hordeiaustralica
Lineage: Eukaryota; Fungi; Ascomycota; Dothideomycetes; Pleosporales; Pleosporaceae
Exons: 1
Coding region: 1-1206 (401 amino acids)
Source: RefSeq, a predicted model, not a curated record